UUUUCAUUCGUUGCUCUUCUGUUUUCUUCCCGAACCGCUCUCGAUCUCGGCGACAAACUUUCACAACCUCGACGACAAUUUCCACAAACUCCAACACUCCUUCGUCUACCCAGGUAUGCGUUAGAUAUCCAUCUCACGUCUCAACCAAACCAUCGCCUUCUCCAUUCUUGCGUACAUCCUCUUAUUUCGACCUCCUCUGAGUCUCGCUUGAUUCCUGAAAGCAAAGACUGAAACAGACCAAAGACACGUUUCUCGGAAGCGUCCGCUUCAUUCUUACCUCUUCUCAUCGCGUCACCAAUUCAAUUCCUAUGAUUCAUCAAUAGCAUACGGCUUAUUCCUCUCUCUAUUUCUCGACGUGACUCUCUGCAUAAACCGAAAUUCGAAAGGACAGCAAGGCCGCUCUGAGCAUGGAUGGCAAUCAACAACAGACCAUUCUACGCGCCAUUGCAGUUUCAUCCCUGAACCUGUAUCCUCAGGAGCAAUCAAAUGCUCUCAAAGUCUUGGAAGAACUCAAGAGAUUUGAUGGCCGCAUAGCAUUAUGUAUAUCGUGGUUGACACAAGAGCGACACGUUUUUGGAGAACAUGACAUUACCGUACCGACCAAACUACUCUUGCUGGAGAUUUUACACAACUUUUUACGAACGGGUGGCUACACACAAUGCGAUCCCAAUGAUCGACUUACACUGCGACAAGCCGUACUGGGGACGGCCAAGCAAUACGCACCGAGUUCACCGGCUGUGGCAGAAACCAGAAUACUGGGAAACAAACUGGCAUCGCUACUGGCUGGAUUGGUCGUAAGAGAUUUUCCGCAACGAUGGACCGGAUUUGUCAAUGAAGUACUGUCUCCCAUGAGACAAGGUGGACUCUGGUACAAUGAACCUGGAGCGGAAGCUGCCACUCAAACGGGAGUGAGAAUAUGUCUCGAAUGUCUCAAAUUGGUGGCGGAAGAUUGUACGGACAGUGAUUUUAAUGCCAAGAUUUCCACAACUAGACGAAAUGAUAUCUUGACAGGACUCAACGAGGUGUCUUCGGAAAUUUUGCCACUAUUCUUUCAUAUCCUCGAACAUGUUUCGUUUCUCAACCAAACCAACGCCACACUACACAGUAUGAGGACGUAUCUGUUAAGCAACAAUCGCGGGUUUUCGAGCAUGAACCAGGAAGAGGCACUGGCGUACCAAACACAACUCAAUUUGCAAAAUCAAACAGGGAAAUUAUUGGCGGAUACUUUGGAAACCAUGAAGUAUUUUUGCCGCUCCAUGCCACUGGAUUGGAUGCUGGGGGGUAGUAGUAGUACUGAUUCGACAAAAGGAGGAGCGACGACAGCCACCACCAAUGGAAAUCACCACCAAAUCGACUUUAUCGCAGCGCUGCUUCAUCUCUUGCGAGAACGAACAGAAAAUGUACAAAUUUUGGCUCUAGAGUGUCUGGAGCAGUUGACUCUCCGUGGAAAAUUGACGUUUCAUCAGUGGUUUCGGUUGAUAUCAGAGUUGCCAGCAGCCAUUGGAGAAGCAAAUCGCUUGUUUCAGACAGAAUCCAUUGAACAUUUGCAAGUCGAACAGGCGUUGAAGUCAGGGUCUGGCCAAGUUACUCCGUUGAAUUCGUCGGAUACAUUGACCUUGCAGCUUGAUUUUCAUCGCGGCUUGGCUCGGCUACUGGCCUCCUUACUAUCUUCCUACAUUUCGCAUAUCAACAAUGACAAACAAAUCUUGGGUUGUAACGGGGACCACUACGACAAACUACAUGCUUACUUACGGUUGGUUGUGGAUAUGCUGCACCAUCCGUCGGGUCGCAUCGUGUCCGAACAGACCAAUGCGUGGGUUUCUCUGCUUCGAGACCCGCAAGUUGUCAAGGCCAAAAUUCUACGGCCAUUCACGCAGGAAAUUUUAUCGUGCUUUAUGGAUCCCAUGAUUCGAAUUCGUUGGGACGAUGUCGAGAACCAAAUACACCCACAGACAUCCUUGAUGGAGGCCAGUUGGGAUGAUGUAGAAGAAUACGACAGCUGGAUGGCAGAUUUUCGAUCCAAGGCGAGCCUCCUCUAUCGCUUUUUGGCCAACAACGACCCUCGAGUGGCAUCGUCAACCGUUUCUGCCCGUGUCAUUCAAAUUCUGCAAGCUCAUGGCAAUGGGGAACCCGUCAACAACGUUGAUCCUUCCAAUAAUCAUCAAUUGACACCAAAGAGCGACGCAGUGAUGCAGCUGGAGGCACUGUGCCAACCAACCGACAAUAUUUUGAGUGGUCUCCCAGAAUGGUCACUGGCAGACGAUAGCCGAGUUUCUGACCGUGAAAGAGCGGAGAUACGGGCAAGCACGCGUGCUUCUCUAGCAAAACUCGCACAGGCUCUGGUAUCUUGGAACCCCACUUUUUUGUGGCUAAAGUUUCGACGUGCAACGCUCCUGGAGGCUCAGAAACACUUUUGGAAAUAUGAUCCAUCCACUUUAUUGCCGGCAAUCGAGUCUUUGUUUCGAUACCUAAGCGACCCAGAUGAUUGGAGAGGACUGGAUGCGUCUGCAACAGCCAAUGCAAACAACAAUUUGAGUGACGAAGUCAUUGGUUUGAGAAAGAAGAGUGGAGUCGCGCUCGUUUCCAUCGCACGCACGGUACCACACCAUCUUGUCCCUUGGUUGUCGCAGCUCAGCCAGGCCACCGGAUCGUUGCUUUCAUCCCAAAAGCUCAUGCCAGUGAAUCACAUGCAUCUGUAUGAGUUCCUUUCUUGUGUCGCGACCGCUGUGGAGGACCCGACUGCUAGAUCGGCAUUCAUCGCUGAUGUCUUGUCCAAUUCGGUGAAUGCUUUGGAAUCCCCGGAGGUGCAGGAAAGAAUAUCCAAUGUACAAAACUUCCUCACUUCUAUGGGGGUUGUCGGUGCAGCUCAAUAUCCUGAAAGUGUAACGGAUGCGACAAACGUCAAGCGAAUAUCGAAAAGUUACCAUGAUAUGUUCAACGCCAUCAAUCAGCUCAUGUCGGUUGGAAAGCGGUGCAACGAGGCAGCCAGGAAGCGCAUUGCAUCUGGCGGGGCUCUACCUGGUACGAAUGGUUCUGGAGACAUUACGCUUCACAGCUUUCCAGAUGAGGGUCCUGUAAGCUUGCGCGAUCUAGCUGUGAACGAUCCGUUUGCCCCCCUCUGGCCUCGUUUUGCCUCUUCUGUUGUAAAGCUACUGAAUGUCAUCCUCGGCACCUGGCAUCCCGAACAGCAAGCAGCCUUACUGCCCAAUAGGCUCCAGCGGUAUGCCUUUGCUAUUUCCGACGAUGAAGCCUUUCUGAUGAGAAAUCACGACAAGCAUUCCGGGGGCGUUUUCGGCGAAGGUGGGACGGCUGGUAGUGUCGUGGCCGGCACCGACCGCCGAGACAACAACCUGGUACCCAAAUGGAGCGGAUGGUUCAACGAAAUACGACACACAAUGUUCCAAAUACUUGGUCUUUUGUCUGCAUCGCGAGUAAUUUAUGCACCCGAAAUGACGGAUAUGUUUCCGCAUAUCACUGCGGUACUCGUCAACCCAAUGAACUUGAGAUCCAUGGAGCAUCGUCACAUGAACCAUUUCAUCAAACACUUUGUUGAACUAUUGCUGCUGAGCUGCCCAGCCAGUUUGUACAGCACGCACCUGGCGCCAAUUCUUGGACCGUUCAUUGAGCACAUGCUGGAUCGUCUUGGUAAAACCUGGGCGCCAGUCCUCGGCGGACAAGGUUCCCAGGUGCCAACGAAAGCAUUAGGUUCUGCGGAUUGCCAAUCAGCCGCAGCGCUUGCAGCUCAAGGAGGCGACAAUUGGUUUGCUGCGUACUACGCUAGAGCCGGCCUAAUGGUCGGGGACUUGGACGCCAUAUCCGCAGAGGCGGCCGUUGAAAAGGGCCGUGUUGAACUGACACGAAACUUUUGUGAUAUGCUACAAUCCUGUUUGGCUUUGAAAGGAGACUGGGCGCUUGUUCUUGCGUACCAAGCCAAGGAAGAGCACGCUCUGAAGCACAGUAACAGCUUCAAGAUGAAGAAGUCGGGACCAAAGACUCGCCCCGCUUCUGAGGGCCCAGUCAAUGUCGAUGGCACUCCUCGUAGCGAAGCCCAAAUGGGUCUUGACGCACGGAAACUCUUACGAAUCAAUGCCAUGAGCCACUUUUUGUUUCUGGAAAAUGAGGCAAUCGCGGGUAACCUUACCUUGGCCGUCAUCCAGUGCCUGGCUUACCCUGACGCAUACACUUGCCGACGCGUGACAAAGAUUUGCCACCGAAUCAUCGAGACUGUUGCUUGGGCUCCACAAUACACUGACUUGAUCGGAAAUCGGAUGUUCACUCAGGCUGUAAAGAACAUUGUCACGGAACCAAAAUGGAUGGUCGGCGUUGAGUGGGACAUGAUCAAUGUUGUGCGAGACAUCUACUGUCGUCUUGUACUUGGCCAGGCGCUACAACCAGGAGGGCAAGGUGCAGGGCAACAACAAAACAAACUACCGCACAACAUCAACGAGUUUGAGCAAGCAAAGACUGUGGAUCGGCCGUUGAGCGGAGGUGGUAUCUUGACAACCCCAAGCAAUCUGCCUCGUCACGUUCUUGCUGCUCUCCCAGGCAUUGACAUGAACGCCAUUGACCAGCUGGAGCAAAACAUGAACAGAAAGAAGUCUGCCAAAGGCCAAAAGGAUGCAAUGCGGGAUCUCCUGAGAGCAGCCAGUGACAACCUGAAUCGGGAUACCAAUGGAAGUGGCUCGGCUGCUGGCAUCUUCGAUCGUGCCGUCCAAGAAGAAUCCCUGUUGCAUCAGAACCGACGACCUGGUGGUAUCGAGGCAUUGCCCGAGAAGCUUGUCACACGCAGCAUGUUGGAAAAGCAGAAUCGACCAGCCGAACAACCAGACGGACCACCAACACUCUUCGCCUGAAUGCUCACAACGCUACUCACAUGUAUAGAAUGCUAAAAUAUGAAUGUCUUAGUUAGACCUGGACGCAACCUGGAACUGAUGUUGGAUGGUGGCGCUUCUUCCUCGAGGUCUGCAACGCAACGCCUUC
This is a messenger RNA of Seminavis robusta, 4980 nucleotides long. The record is from the annotation of a GenBank genome assembly. Lineage: Eukaryota; Bacillariophyta; Bacillariophyceae; Naviculales; Naviculaceae.